Capsella rubella is the source of this 578-nucleotide messenger RNA. Its product is annotated as protein cornichon homolog 1. Bases 106 to 546 code for a protein of 146 amino acids. Gene Ontology annotation, biological process: vesicle-mediated transport. Lineage: Eukaryota; Viridiplantae; Streptophyta; Magnoliopsida; Brassicales; Brassicaceae. The transcript is spliced from 4 exons. The record is from RefSeq and is a predicted model, not a curated record.
AAGGUUAAGAAUGUUUACUAUUUAGGCAAAGGAGUCGCAGUCGCAUAAAGAUGUAUCCCUCCGAAUAAUAAUAAUUCGUAAGUUGGGUCUCUCGUCGAUUCUUCAAUGGCUUGGGAUUUGCUUUUGUGGAUUAUCUCCUUCUUCGUCAGCUUGGCUCUCGUCGCUUCUGUCUUCUAUCAGGUUAUUUGUUUAACGGAUUUAGAAGCGGAUUACUUGAACCCUUUUGAAACAAGUACUCGUAUCAACCGAUUGGUAAUACCUGAGUUUAUCCUCCAAGGGUCACUCUGCCUUGUCUUCCUCUUCACUUGGCAUUGGGUCUUUUUUCUCGUCGCUCUCCCUGUAGCACUCUAUCACGCUAUGUUAUACAAAGAGCGACGUUACCUCAUCGAUGUCACUGAAGUGUUCCGUGGUAUUAGCUUUGAAAAGAAGUUCCGGUUUACCAAGCUGGGGUUCUACAUCUUUCUCUUCAUCAUGGUUGUCUUUAGGCUUACUCUCUCGGCAGUCUAUAGCUUCACGGAGGACGAUGAUCUACUUCAUUUGUUUUGAUUUAUGCGCUCUGCGUUUACCACCCCCCCCCC